Molecule: messenger RNA, 2850 nt
Organism: Misgurnus anguillicaudatus (oriental weatherfish)
Lineage: Eukaryota; Metazoa; Chordata; Actinopteri; Cypriniformes; Cobitidae
Product: sodium- and chloride-dependent GABA transporter ine
Biological process (GO): nitrogen compound transport; sodium ion transmembrane transport; amino acid import across plasma membrane
Cellular component (GO): plasma membrane
Molecular function (GO): amino acid:sodium symporter activity
Source: RefSeq, a predicted model, not a curated record
UCCACACCUCCCAGCUAAUCAUUACAGCAGCUAAACAAUCAUUACACAACUAACAUGACUUGCUUUCUCACCACUCAAUGUCUCUAAAGACAAAAAGGUUUUUGGGAAAGCAUGGAUGAAAAGCAGGAUCCGGACAGACCCACAUGGAGCCGACAGAUUGAGUUUACUUUGGCUGGGAUUGGAUGUGCUGUGGGAUUAGGGAAUGUCUGGAGAUUUCCGUACCUGUGCUACAGGAGUGGUGGAGGUGCGUUUCUCGUACCCUACCUGCUCAUGUUGGUGGUACUGGGUAUCCCGCUGUUACACAUGGAGCUGACGUUGGGUCAGUAUCUGAGGAGAGGUCCUGUCCAGGCCUUGGCCAAAGCCUGUCCCUUGUUCAAAGGUGUUGGCAUGGCAACUGUAGCCAUCUCUUUCAUCAUGUGCACGUAUUAUAAUAUCAUAAUCACGUGGGCGCUGUAUUAUAUGUUCAGCUCUUUUCGGAGCGAGCUGCUGUGGGAAAACUGUAACAACACGUGGAACACAGUCAACUGUACAGAUCGCGUGACCAACAGCUCAUCUGCAUCCACUGCAAGUCAACAGUUCUUCAAUUUAAAGGUGUUGGAGAGAACUGGAGGUGUGGAGGAGGCGGGAUAUUUAAGAUGGGAACUCUUUCUCCUGUUAAUGUUGUCCUGGAUCCUCGUCUACCUCUGCAUCUUCAAAGGAGUCAAAUCUACUGGGAAGGUUGUGUAUUUUACUGCCCUGUUCCCGUAUGUGAUCCUUCUGGCUCUGUUGAUCAAUAACGUUCAGCUGCCGGGAGCGAUGGAUGGCAUUCGUUUCUUCAUCAUACCUGAGUGGAACAAACUACUAGAUGUUCAGGUCUGGGUCAAUGCCGCAGCUCAGAUCUUUAACUCCAUUGGCAUCGGCUUUGGAUCUCUGAUGGCGAUGGCCAGUUACAACUCCUACAACAACAACAUUCUCAAAGACACUUUGGCCAUUGCCAUCACAAAUUCUGCAACGAGUAUUUUCGCAGGAUUUGUGAUUUUCUCUGCAUUUGGCUACAUGUCACAUCUUCAGAACGUGCCGGUCAGUGAAAUCGCUGUGGACGGUCCUGGUCUGGUGUUUGUGGUUUACCCACAAGCCUUUGUGACGAUGCCUGUCGCUCCUCUGUGGGCGGUGCUGUUUUUCUUCAUGCUCCUUUGCCUCGGAUUGGACAGUCAGUUUGCUAUGGUGGAGGUGAUGGUGACCAGCGUGUUAGACGGUUACAGUAAACCAGUACUGAAGUAUCUCAGACGGAAGGAGUUUCUUGUUCUUGUGGUUUGCUCUGGAGCUUUUCUGCUGGGUAUCCCUCAUGUCAUGCAGGUUGGCAUCUAUGUGUUUCAGCUGAUGGAUCACUACACAGCUAUCGUGUCCAUCAUGUUCUUGGCAUUUUUUGAGGUGAUUGGUGUCUGCUGGCUUUACGGUGUGAAGCGUCUGUCCAGUAAUUUAACAGAGAUGACGGGGAAAGCUCCCAAUAUUUUCUUCCGUGUGUGCUGGUGGAUUAUUUGUCCUGUUUUGAUCACUGUUAUCCUGGUGUUUUCAGUGAUUCAGUUUAAACCGGCGCGUUAUGAGAGUUAUGAAUACCCGGCGUGGGCUCAAGGGGUCGGCUGGCUCAUCGCUUUGGCCUCCAUCAUUUGGAUCCCAAUCGCAGCCCUGCACACACUUUGGGUUCUGCCCGGCUCUUUAACUGAGAAACUAAAGAAGUCCAUCACACCGUUUUCUCUGGAUGAAAUAUCUGAGAGCUCAGAUUACCAGCAGAAAAUUGAGGUUUUGGAGGUCAUCGGUUCAUCUGUACCUCCUCCUGAAAAAGACUUGGUCCAGACUAACUUAUGAACUUUUGAUCUGCCUUUAAAGGCCAUCGUACAGCCGGACUAAAUCUAACUAAUCCUCCUGUGGACAUAAGCCAAAGAUUAUUUACUGCAUCUAAUAUCAGCUACCAGAACUGGAUUUCUGUAUUUUAUUUUACAAAAUAUUUAUGGGACAUUAUGUUGAUAUGAAUAAACAAAAUAAAUCAUAAUUUAACAUGUCAAUCGGGAAAGAAUUAAAAGUGGACAUUUAUGUUGCCCAUCACAUUUUUAUUCUCAUGUGGAUGCAUUUUUGAUUUCAAGAUAUGAACUUUUAUAUGCGUUUGAUGACUUAACAACAUGAGAUAAGACACUGUCAGGGUCCAAACAGUGAACUUUACACUCCGUAUAACAAAACCACCUCAACUUACUGUAUGUGUUUCUUAUUUUGUAGGCCUACUUCCAUUUUAAAGCGUUUCAAAUUAAAAUUCAUGCUAAUUUAUUCAUGCUGAAAACAUACAAACUAAAUAAUAAUGUUAACAUUGGCUUAAAUCUGUAUUCAUUUAUACAUAAGAUCAGAGAGGUACAUUUUAAAAUCCCCACAGAUUGAGACUUUACUCGGCAGUAAACUUCUGACCAAAGUCUUAAGUGUGUAAAUCUCACAGCAAACUUUUUAAAACACAUUUGACCCCAAAAUCAAAAAGAAACAGAAACAAUUUUCAGAAAAAUAAAACAGGUAAUUUUUUAAAGAGAAUAUAUUUUGGUAACGCGUUACAAUAAGGUUGUAUUUGUUAACAAUUAGUUAAUGCAUUGGCUAACAUUAACUAAUAACGAACAAUACUUCUACAGCAUUUAUUAAUCUUAGUUCAUGCUAAUUUUAGCAUUUAUAAAAACAAGCAUUUAAACUGUUAACAUUAGUUAAUGAACCAUGAACUGACAUUAACUAACAUUAACAAAAAUAUUGUUAUAAUAGAUAUUAUUCAUGUUAGUUCAUGCAUCUACUAAUGUUUAUUAAUACAACCUUAUUGUAAAGUGUUAUUAUUAAAAAAUAAUA